This is a messenger RNA of Plodia interpunctella (Indianmeal moth), 1258 nucleotides long. RefSeq names its product nucleoside diphosphate kinase-like. The transcript is spliced from 2 exons. The coding region runs from base 238 to 777 and encodes 179 amino acids. Gene Ontology annotation, biological process: CTP biosynthetic process; UTP biosynthetic process; GTP biosynthetic process. NCBI's taxonomy places the organism in Eukaryota, Metazoa, Arthropoda, Insecta, Lepidoptera, Pyralidae. Gene Ontology annotation, molecular function: nucleoside diphosphate kinase activity. The record is from RefSeq and is a predicted model, not a curated record.
GUAUUAGUAAAAAUGAAAAUAAUAAAUAUUCUUUAAACCGUGGGCGAAGCCGCGGUCAGUAGUAGGUACAAUAAUAUUUCAAGUUACAUAAUUUUAUACUUUUUAUACGCAUUUAAAUUUGUCUCGGACAUUAAUGUUACACACCCAUUUAUAUUAUGGGUAAUAAAGAUAAUUAAUCACAGUAUGAAAAUCCUAAUGUAAUUUUAGUUAGUUACUUUAAUCUUUACACAAGUGAACAUGAGGUGUAAAAUAAUAUUUUCAUUUAUUGUACCCACAUUAUUAUUCAUUGUAAAUGCGUUUCAUAAGAAACAGGAAAGAACUUUCAUCAUGAUAAAACCGGACGGAGUUCAACGCGGUCUCAUCGGAUCAAUCAUAAAAAGAUUUGAAGACAAAGGCUUCAAACUUAUCGCAAUGAAAUUCAUUUAUCCAAAAAAACAACACCUUCUGGAUCACUACAUAAAACUAAUAGACAAGCCAUUCUUUAAAGAACUCAUCAAAUACAUGUCUUCAGGACCUAUAGUGCCAAUGGUAUGGGAAGGUAAAGGUAUAGUCGAAAAAUGUCGUGCCAUGAUCGGUGCAACAGAUCCCGGCGAUGCUGCACCAGGCACAGUAAGAGGAGAUCUAUCUGUUGAUGUAGCCAGGAAUGUGAUUCAUGGAUCCGAUAGCGUUGAAGCUGCUCAAAAAGAAGUACAGCUGUGGUUUCCUGACGAAGAAUUCGUUAAAUGGACUCCGGAGAAUGUAUAUUGGAUUUAUGAUGUAAAUAAGGAAAUACAGUAAUUAAAAGUUGUAGCCUAAACUGGACAAUGACGGUUUACUGUUAAGGAAGCAACUGUUAAAACGUCAGGGAGAUCUUGUGGCAUUUGACGGUUGACAAAAUCCAUAUUCAUGCUCUAAACCGUUGAGUAAAUCCGUCGUUGGGAGCCUAUCCUGGGUGCACUAUCAGAUCAACUAUGUUUGUCAACUAUGUCGGACAACUGGAAAUAGGAGUACUGCUAACUGUUGUCCUACAGAGUUGACAUUUAACCUGGGGCUAAUCAAAUCUUGCAUGUUAGAUUUUGAGAAAUCUAACUUGCAAGAUUUGAUUACAGACAGACAAGCAAUCAUAAGGAAAGGUGAAAAUAAAAAAAAGUUUGUAACCGAGAUUAUGGCCGAAUUAAGAUUGGCUAGCGGAUACUUUGUUCAAAUCCUUCUUGUACAUAGUUACAUAACUAAGUAUGAUUGUUGUUAAUGUCAUAUUUCUACAUAACAAUUAUUUUUA